This is a messenger RNA of Phaedon cochleariae (mustard beetle), 1189 nucleotides long. The record is from the annotation of a GenBank genome assembly. Lineage: Eukaryota; Metazoa; Arthropoda; Insecta; Coleoptera; Chrysomelidae.
UAACGAUUGACUUCGAUCGCUUCGGUAUAUAGUUUCGGCACUUUUGGCGUGUCUAUUUUCAGAACGCGAACGAAACACGAACCUAGAACCAGUGCGGUGCAAGGUGUGUUUGAAUAAUAAUGAAUGACGACAAGUCUCAUGAAUGUGGUUAUGUGGUUUGAAGUGUCACUUUGUCACUUUCUCUUGUAACUUGUCAGCAGUCACUAGUGUCAUUGUUUUACGUGUUCUGUUGCUUUAUUUAUAAUUUAUCGGCAUUUUUAGGUUGGAUUGUUGGAUUUGGACUUGGAUUACUUCCAGAUUUGAUUACAAUGGCCGAAUAUUUAGCCUCUAUUUUCGGCACAGAAAAGGAUAAGGUCAACUGCUCCUUCUAUUUCAAGAUAGGUGCUUGUAGGCACGGAGAUAGGUGCUCCAGAAUACAUAAUAAACCAACAUUCUCCCAAACAUGUUUACUUCAAAAUUUGUAUGUAAAUCCUCAGAACUCUGCGAAAUCUGCUGAUGGCAGUCACUUGGUUGCCAAUGUUUCUGAUGAAGAAAUGCAGGAGCAUUAUGACAACUUCUUUGAGGAUGUAUUUGUUGAGUGUGAAGAUAAAUAUGGGGAAAUUGAGGAAAUGAAUGUUUGUGAUAAUUUGGGAGAUCACUUGGUUGGAAAUGUUUACAUUAAGUUUCGAAGGGAAGAAGAUGCAGACCGUGCUGUGAAUGAUCUGAACAAUCGCUGGUUUGGUGGAAGACCAGUCUAUGCAGAACUCAGUCCAGUGACAGACUUCAGAGAAGCUUGCUGCCGUCAGUAUGAGAUGGGAGAAUGUACUAGGUCUGGGUUCUGCAAUUUCAUGCACUUGAAACCUAUUUCCAGGGAGUUGAGAAGGUACUUAUAUGCUAGAAGGAAGGGGGGGCGUGCUGGUACCCAUAUUGGGGGCGGAAGACCCCGCACCAAGUCCCGUUCCCCCAAACGCGGGGGCAGGUCCCGGUCCAGGGAAAGGAAGGGUUCAAGGUCGCCGAAGCAUCGUUCGGGUCGCAGUGGACGCUACUGAUUUAUUUCUAUUGAUCGAAAUAUUGAAAAUUAAAUGAUAAGUUUAAUGUAUUUUCCUUAUGACUGCAGAGAUUUUUUCUGUGUAUUAAGUAAUUUAGGUUUGACAGAAAUACAGGAAUCUUGGCAUUAAAAAUUAAUGUAUGGACAUCAGUUUUCUUCUAC